AAUGUAUAUAAACGUUUGUUAUUGUUAAUAAGAAGUACUGGCAAACAUUCAGCAGCAACAUGUUGCUAUCACGAGCCUGGGAACGCGACGGCAUGCCAAUGCGCAUGCGCACCGCUUGACAUUUUGAAGUGGCUCCUCCGGGGUGUUUGAACAGGAAGGCGGACAUGUUGGCCAGCUUAUGGAAGAAAAUUGGGCAUCGUCUACUGUUUCCCUUCAACUAUAGCAACUAAAAUACAUCUUACGUCCAGUUCACAGGAGACAGAGCUGGGGGAUAACGCCGUUUUGGACUUGGAAGCUGUCGACAGUCGACGACACCGCAGAAAGGGGCUGCACCAGAACCGUUAAACGGCGUACACACUUGGCGUUUGAACUGAAAUUUGCAAGAAGCAGAAGUUUUUUUUCUGCUCCACUUCCACCACUUCUUCUUUUGAGCUGUCAGAUUACUUUGUCUCUUUCCCUGCAAAGACCUGGAACAAAAAUGGGAACAGGCCUGGACUAACUGUGACGCAAAGUGUGUCUACAAAGUGCGAUGUUUUAACUGCAUGUUUUGUUUGAAUGCAACAUUUUAUUCGAAGUUGUUGUUAUCCCGUGUGGCCAUCCUGUGGAGGCUGACGAGUCUGUCGCUGCAUUGACAAUUUUUGCCCACUCAAGUUUGUUUGCCAGCCACGUUGGGAAGUAUCUUUCACACCAAAAAAGCCCCAACAAAAAAUGUGGCUUUUGUACAUCCAGCGGAACCUCCAACGUUUUAUUGUAUGUGAACCAUCCAGGAGAACGAUGUGUUUUCUUUAAGUUGACGCGGAAAAGUUGACACGAAGAAAAAAAAGAACAUUUGGCUAGCUAGCUGGCUAGCUAGCUAUCCGUUGGCUUGCUAACGCUAGCUAGCCUCGCUAGUGUUGAGCUCCUUGUUGUUUUUUUUUUUUGUUCCCAACAAGACAUAAUCUGGACUUCGUUCAAAGGCGAAGAUGUCUUCCAGGGAAAGUAUGGAGGCUCGAUUUGAGAAGAUCGAUGCCAUGCUGCAGGACCCCAAGUCGGAAAUAAACACGGAUUGUCUUCUGGACGGUCUGGAUGCGCUUGUGUACGACCUGGACUUUCCUGCCCUGAGGAAAAACAAGAGUAUUGACAACUUCUUGAAUAGAUAUAAAGAUACUAUUAGUAAAAUUCGGGACCUGCGUAUGAAAGCGGAAGACUAUGAAGUGGUCAAGGUCAUUGGGAGAGGUGCAUUUGGGGAGGUGCAGCUGGUGAGACACAAAGCCACAAGCAAAGUGUACGCCAUGAAGCUGCUAAGUAAGUUUGAGAUGAUCAAAAGGUCGGACUCUGCUUUCUUCUGGGAGGAGAGAGACAUCAUGGCCUUUGCCGACAGCUCCUGGGUGGUCCAGCUAUUUUUUGCAUUUCAAGACGAUCGCUACCUCUACAUGGUGAUGGAGUACAUGCCCGGCGGAGACUUAGUCAACCUGAUGAGCAAUUACGACGUGCCGGAGAAGUGGGCUCGCUUUUACACAGCAGAAGUGGUGCUGGCUCUGGAUGGUAUCCACGCCAUGGGCUUCAUUCACAGGGACGUAAAGCCUGAUAACAUGUUGCUGGACAAAGCAGGCCACUUAAAACUGGCAGAUUUUGGGACCUGCAUGAAAAUGAACAAGGACGGUAUGGUACGAUGCGACACAGCAGUGGGAACGCCGGACUACAUUUCGCCGGAGGUACUGAAAUCCCAAGGAGGGGACGGCUAUUAUGGCAGAGAGUGCGACUGGUGGUCAGUGGGAGUGUUCCUGUACGAAAUGCUAGUUGGCGACACGCCGUUUUAUGCUGACUCGCUGGUCGGCACCUACAGCAAAAUCAUGAACCAUAAGAAUGCUCUGACCUUUCCCGAUGACAGCGACAUCUCCAACGACGCCAAGAACCUUAUCUGUGCCUUCUUGACGGACAGGGACAUCCGCCUGGGUAGGAAUGGUGUCGAUGAAAUCAAGAGGCAUCCUUUCUUCAAGAAUGAUCAGUGGACAUGGGAGAACAUUAGAGAAACGGCGGCCCCUGUGGUGCCUGAGCUGAGCAGCGACAUUGACACCAGUAACUUUGAUGACAUAGAAGAGGACCGUGGUGAAGAAGAGACAUUCCCAAUACCAAAGGCCUUUGUGGGCAACCAGCUCCCCUUUGUGGGCUUCACUUACUACAGCAAUCAGCAUCUUUUGCGCAGCUCUACUGCAGCCACAAAGACAAGUGACAAACGUAGCAGUUCAAAAAAGGAGGACAAAAGUCAUCUGGAGAACUUGCAGAAAAGAGUCUACCAGCUGGAGGAGCAGCUUCACAGUGAGAUGCAGCAGAAGGAUGAGUUGGAACAGAAAUGCAGGACCUCCAACACCAAGAUUGAGAAGAUUAUGAAAGAACUGGAUGAAGAGGCAAACUUGAGGAAAAGCGUGGAGGCAAGCAUGUCUCUGCUGGAGAAGGACAAGAUCAUGCUGCAGCACAGAUUCACAGAGUCCCAAAGAAAAGCUGAUCAAGAGGCAGAAAAAAGACGCAAUUUGGAAAAUGAAGUGUCCACUUUAAAGGAGCAACUUGAAGACAUGAGGAAGAUUAGCCAGAACUCGCAGGCUUCAAAUGACAAGAUUGCACAGCUGCAGAGUCAGUUGGAAGAGGCCAACGACUUGCUCCGGGCAGAGUCGGACACUGCGGCGAGGCUGAGGAAGAACCACACCGAGAUGGCAAAGUCCAUGAGCCAGCUGGAGAGCUUGAACCGGGAGCUACAGGAGAGGAGCCGCGCUGCUGAUGGGGAAAAGGCGCAGUUGGACAAGGAGCUCCUGCUUCUUCAGAGCACAUUGGACUCUGAGAGGAGGAACUACAGCCUGGGCUCAGAGGAGAUCCGGGACCUGCAAGCAAGGAUGGCAGGACUUCAGGAGGACAACAAAAACUUAAAGCUCACCGUCUCCAAAGUGGAGGCAGAGCGCAAACAGGCCCAGGAGAGAAGCAAUAACUUGGAGAAGGACAAGAACAACCUGGAAAUAGACCUGAACUACAAACUAAAGACCAUGCAGCAACGUCUGGAGCAGGAGCAGACUGAGCACGGGGUGACACGUGCACAGUUGACUGACAAAUACGAGUCCAUCGAAGAGGCUAAAUCGGCAGCCAUGAAUGCUGUCCAGGUGAAGAUGUCAGAAGAGAAUGGAGCAAGGAUGCGAGCAGAGAGUCGCGUGGUGGAGGUGGAGAAGCAGUGCUCCAUGUUGGAGUUUGACCUCAAGCAGUCCGUGCAGAAAAUGGAACAGCUGAUGAAGCAGAAGGAAAGGCUGGAGGAUGACCUGAAGAAUCUGAGGAUACAAGUGGAGCAGGAGUCCAGCAAGCGCGUCCUGGCCCAGAAUGAGCUGAAGACCAGGAUGCAGGAGGUCGAUCGGCUACGGUGUUCAGAGAAGCAGCUCAAACAGGAGAUCAACACGGCGCUGGAAAGCAAACGCUCGCUGGAGUUUCAACUGGCGCAGCUGACAAAACAAUACAGAGGCAACGAAGGACAGAUGAGGGAGCUGCAGGACCAGCUUGAGGCUGAACAGUAUUUUUCUACGCUUUACAAAACUCAGGUUAAAGAGCUGAAAGAGGAAAUAGAGGAAAGGAACCGGCAGGUACAAGAAACUCAUAAAAAAGUGCAGGAGCUGUGCAGUGAAAGGGAGUCCCUGUCUGCUCAGCUGGAUCUGACCGUGACGAAGGCGGAGUCGGAACAGCUGGCCCGGGCACUUCAGGAGGAGCAGUACUUUGAGCUCAGUCAAGAGAGCAAGAAGACGGUCACGAGACACAAGCAGGAGAUUUUAGACAAGGAAGCGACUAUUGCAAGACUUGAGGAUUCCUAUAAAACUCUGACCAAAGAUGUGGAGAAUCUCACCAAAGAGAAGGCAGAGUUAAAUGAGAAGCUAAGCACUCAGGAGGAGGAAUAUGCAGCUCAGAAGGAGGAGAUUGCAAAUACAAUUAAAGCCAACUAUGAGAAGAUCCUCAACACAGAGCGCACUCUGAAGACCCAGGCGGUGAACAAGCUGGCCGAGAUAAUGAACCGAAAGGACAUGAAGCUGGACCAGAAGAAAAAGGGCAGCACUGCUGACCUGCGGAAGAAAGAGAAGGAGAACCGAAAGCUGCAGCUGGAGCUCAACCAGGAGAAGGAGAAGUUUAACCACAUGGCCAUCAAGUAUCAGAAGGAGCUGAGUGAGAUGCAGGCGCAACUGGCAGAGGAGUGCACGUACCGCAACGAGCUUCAGAUGCAGCUGGACAGUAAGGAGAGUGACAUUGAGCAGCUGCGGGAGAAACUCAACGAUCUGCAACAGCGCAUGGACAAUUCCAGCAUCACCAGCCUGCUGACGGAUGAGACAGAUAGCAACAUUGCAGAAUCCAGACUGGAGGGCUGGUUGUCCAUUCCUAACCGCACUAAUAUUAAGCGAUACGGAUGGAAGAAGCAGUAUGUUGUGGUAAGCAGCAAGAAGAUCUUGUUCUACAAUGAUGAGCAAGAUAAAGAGCAGUCCAACCCUUCUAUGGUACUAGAUAUCGACAAACUGUUCCACGUGAGACCAGUGACACAAGGAGACGUGUACCGAGCUGAGACUGAAGAGAUUCCCAGAAUAUUCCAGAUCCUGUACGCCAACGAGGGCGAGUGCAGGAAAGAGGCAGACAUCGAGGCGGUCCCCCAGGGAGACAAGGCCAACUGUCUCCCACACAAAGGCCACGAGUUUAUCCCCACCUUAUAUCACUUCCCUUCCAACUGUGAGGCCUGCUCCAAGCCGCUGUGGCACGUUUUCAAGCCGCCACCGGCCCUUGAGUGCCGCCGCUGCCAUGUCAAGUGCCACAAGGACCACCUGGACAAGAAGGAGGAUGUCAUCGCUCCUUGCAAAGUUAACUACGACGUGACCUCUGCCCGGGACAUGCUCCUGCUGGCCUUGACCCAAGACGAGCAGAAGAAGUGGAUUGGCCAUCUUGGAAAGAAGAUACCCAAAACCCCUCCCACCACAUUUUCGAGAGCCUCACCUCGAUCCAUGUCCACUCGCCCCGGGCCCAACCAGUCCUUCCGCAAAAACCCUAAAAGCAAUACAGCAAAACUGAGCAGAGCGCAGUCCAGCCUCCACGCAGCAGACACAACAUCCAGCACUUGUUGACAGGAGAUGCUUCGUCAGAAAAGUGCUGAUGUCUUUUAUAGCGUUACCUAUUUAUUAUUAUUAACUGGGUGUUUCUAACACGAGACACUUGGUGGCUGGCUGUUUGGUUGUCACGUGGGAUUCUUCUCUGGCUAAUGUUUUGUUUGGAUCCAUGACUAACUUACUGUGAAACACACCAAGGGGUUUUCUUAUGUCACCUUUGCAGUGAUAUGCAAAGAGAUGUUCAGGGUGUCGCAUUUGUCACGUUUCUUCUCGUACGGUCUACUAACCAAGCUCAAGGCAUUUGUGUUGUCUCUCUUUCACUGGACACAUGUCUUUGUUUCUUUCAGCUAACCGUCUCAACCGUUGGAUUUGUUGUUUCUGGACUGUUCCUAUACUUUCCCUCCCUCCCCUCCUUCCUCAUGCAUUGUGUUGAGCACCGUAUUAGCAAAUAAGCAAGACACAAAGGCGUGAUGGACUUUGAGAGAGGCCUGAAUAACCCACCCAACCCCAACAUCCUGCAAGUCCAUCACUGUCUCGCAGCUCUACAUUUCUACCAGAAGAGGGCACCAUCGUCCUGAAGGCCAAACUUGAAUGAAACGUCAAGCUGGACAGGACACGCGGAGACAGUCUUUUUGAAAUACCUGACACUUGUGGUGGACAGUUGGACAGAAAGGGGUGUUUGCUGGGACUUUAAGGUACUGUCAUCCAGGGAUUACAGUGAUUGUAUCUCAGGGGUGGACAAAUGGAAUAACACGCCUGACAAGAUCCUGGCGUUAAAUGCAAACUAACUUCCGUUCAACAAACAUGACUGAUGCCUUCAUCUAUAAUUCUCUCUCUGGCCUUUUUAAAAAAAUUUGUACCACUCUCCAAGUCAAGUUUUUUUCAGAUUUGGAACAGAGUAUUUGGGACGUGAGUAUUAGAUGUUUUUUGCGUGAGGAGCAUGUAAGAUCAUCAUUUAAAUCUAUGCAUUAUUUUAUUCUAAUUAUUUUUAUUGCUCCAAGCCAUAAAUAAGGAAGCUUCCAUUGUAAUGGCAUAUAGGAGUCCUAAAACUUCCAUCACUUUUUGUUUAUUUGGUACAUUGUCUUGUGAUAUGUAUUUUUUUUUCAUGUUUUUUUUUUUUUGUAAUGUAUUGCCUUACAUUGACUCAUAGAUAAAUGGUUCAAAAAGGAAAGCGUUAAGUUAACAAAUGUAAAACUGCACUGUUUGAAUUGUAAAUUAUUUGAAGAAGACUAAACAGGUGUAGCAUUUGACCCACCUAGUGCCUUAUUAGCCUUUCGGAUAUUGAUUUUACUGCCAUAUCUUUUUUUUUCUCCCCUCGUCCAAAACGAGACAAAUCAUAACGCUUCCAUCUUGUUACUUUUUUUUUUUUAACUGCCAUACAUGUGUGGUUUUAUUGUAAUUUGCUUUCUCUGGUUUGAGUAUAUAAAAUAUAUAUAUAUAUUAGAUUACCUCGUUUUGGACACAUUGCAAUGAAAUUAUAUAAUUAUAAAAAGGCCCAAGACUCCAUUCAUAUCAUGAUUAGGGGAUGGUCUACUUAAAAAGAAGCCACAUUGUCUUUAUUAACACGCUAAGGUCCUGUUAAUGCAAAACACCCCCUCUGUGUAAAUAAUGAAAGAGAGAGACAUAUGGAUUAUGGGAUUUACCUCCACAUAAAAAAAAACUUUUUGUUCAGUUAAAAGAGAAGAAAAAAGCACUGGAACUCUGAUCUACUCUGGUCUUGGAUAAUUAAGUUGCAUGGUUUAUUUGCAUUGGAGUCCGCACUGAUGGAUAUGUCAAUAAACAUAUCUUUAUCAUUCA
Doryrhamphus excisus (bluestripe pipefish) is the source of this 6887-nucleotide messenger RNA. RefSeq names its product Rho-associated, coiled-coil containing protein kinase 1 (gene rock1). NCBI's taxonomy places the organism in Eukaryota, Metazoa, Chordata, Actinopteri, Syngnathiformes, Syngnathidae. The record is from RefSeq and is a predicted model, not a curated record. Gene Ontology annotation, molecular function: small GTPase binding; Rho-dependent protein serine/threonine kinase activity; ATP binding. Gene Ontology annotation, biological process: actomyosin structure organization; peptidyl-threonine phosphorylation; cortical actin cytoskeleton organization. Gene Ontology annotation, cellular component: cytoplasmic stress granule; cytoplasm; cytoskeleton.